Eutrema salsugineum is the source of this 3260-nucleotide messenger RNA. RefSeq names its product probable LRR receptor-like serine/threonine-protein kinase At3g47570. Gene Ontology annotation, molecular function: ATP binding; protein binding; protein kinase activity. The coding region runs from base 56 to 3100 and encodes 1014 amino acids. The record is from RefSeq and is a predicted model, not a curated record. Gene Ontology annotation, biological process: protein phosphorylation. The transcript has 2 exons. Lineage: Eukaryota; Viridiplantae; Streptophyta; Magnoliopsida; Brassicales; Brassicaceae.
UGCACAAUAUGAGAAACACCAAAAGAUCUUAACAAAAACGAAAAGAAGAAUCUAAAUGAGAAACAUGAGAGUGUUUAUUUUACUUUCCUUCCAUGCUCUCAUGUUACUUGAAGCAUAUGUCUUUACCGAUGAAACUGAUCGGCAAGCCUUGUUCAAGUUCAAGUCUCAAGUUUCUGAAGACAGAAGAGUAGUCUUGUCCUCAUGGAAUAACUCGUUCCCUCUCUGCAACUGGAAUGGGGUUACAUGUGGCCGCAAACACAAGAGAGUUAUUGGUCUAAACCUCGGAAGAUUACAAUUAGGUGGAGUGAUAUCACCGUUUAUUGGUAAUCUUUCGUUUCUCAUCUCACUUGAUCUCUCUGAUAACUCUUUUGGUGGAACCAUCCCUCAAGAAGUGGGAAACUUGUUUAGACUUGAGUACUUGAAUAUGAGCUUUAAUUUUCUUGGAGGAGAGAUACCAGUGGAUCUAUUUAACUGCUCUAGAUUGUUGGACCUUGAGUUAGAUUCAAAUCAUCUUGGAGGAGGUGUUCCUUCAGAACUAGGGUCAUUAACAAGGCUUCUUAUUUUAUAUCUUGGUCCAAACAACCUAAUGGGAAAGCUCCCUGCAUCUCUAGGAAACUUGACAUCACUCAUGCAACUUAGCUUUACCAAUAACAAAAUAGAUGGAAGAAUUCCAGAUGAUAUAGCUAGAUUGACCCAAAUGGUUUUUCUUUCAUUAUCGGUGAACAAUUUCUCAGGCGUUUUUCCUCCCUCCAUUUACAAUUUAUCCUCACUUGAGAUGCUAAACAUCUUUGGUAAUGGUUUUUCUGGUAGCUUGCGGCCAGAUUUUGGUAUUUUGCUACCUAACCUUCAAGAGCUAUAUAUGGGAAAUAAUCAUUUCACAGGAGUCAUUCCAACAACACUUUCUAAUAUCUCUGCUCUAGAAAUGAUGGCAAUCGAGUAUAACAGUCUUACAGGAAGUAUUCCUCUGAGUUUUGGGAAGUUACAAAAUUUGGAAACCUUACUACUUCAUGGUAAUUCUCUGGGAAAUAACUUCUUUGGAGAUCUUGAUUUUCUUGAUGCCUUGUCCAACUGCACCCAAUUACUUAUCUUAAGUGUGGGUCUCAAUAGGCUUGGGGGUGACUUGCCUACCUCCAUUGCCAAUUUGUCUACAAGCCUCACUGAGUUAAAGCUUCAAACCAAUCUCAUUUCUGGAAGCAUCCCUCAUGACAUUGGGAAACUCAUAGGCUUACAAAAACUUGAGUUGUUUGAAAAUAAGUUGACAGGAGCACUCCCAACCUCUAUUGGGGAGCUUGUAGAAUUGGGUUAUUUAGGUUUGGAUUCAAAUAGAUUGUCAGGAAGGAUACCUUCUUCUAUAGGCAACCUCACUCAGUUAGAAACACUCUAUUUGUCCAACAAUAGUUUUGAAGGACCCAUUCCUACAAGUCUUGGAAAUUGUAGUCGCCUACUAUAUUUGUAUAUUGGAUCUAAUAAGUUGAAUGGAACUAUACCUCGAGAAAUUAUGCAAAUGCCAUCCCUUGUUCACAUAAUCAUGGAACUUAAUUCUUUCACUGGAUUUUUACCAAAGGAUGUUGGAAGAUUACAAAAUCUUGUUGUGCUAUCACUUGGAAAUACUAACUUAUCAGGACAACUUCCACAAACUUUGGGAAAAUGCCUCUCGAUGGAAGAACUUUAUCUGCAAGAAAAUUCUUUUCAUGGAACCAUUCCAGAUAUCAGAGGAUUGGUGGGUGUUCGUAGAGUUGAUUUGUCGAAAAAUAAUCUCACUGGAAGUGUACCUGAAUAUCUUGCAACAUUCUCUAAGUUGGAGUAUCUUAAUCUAUCCAUCAAUAAUUUUGAGGGAAGGGUGCCAACACAAGGGAAAUUUCAGAACUCUUCUAUAGUUUUGUUAUUUGGAAACAAAAAUCUUUGUGGAGGCAUCAAGGAACUGAAACUAAAGCCAUGCAUUCCGCAAGCACCAGCAAUGAAGACGAAGCAUUCCUCUCUUUUGAAGAAAGCUGUGAUUGGAGUUAGCGUUGGCAUAACCUUGCUUUUGCUUUUGUUCAUAGCUUUAGUCUCUUUAUAUCGGUUCAGAAAAAGAAAGAAGAAGAAGCAGACCAAUAAUACAACUCCUUCUACUUUGGAGGUCUUCCAUGAGAAGAUAAGUUAUGGAGAUCUACGAAAUGCAACAGAUGGGUUCUCUUCAAGAAAUUUGAUUGGAUCAGGCAGUUUUGGUACUGUGUUUAAAGCAUUUCUUCCGGCGGAAAAGAAAGUUGUUGCCGUGAAAAUUCUAAACAUGCAGAGACGUGGAGCAAUGAAGAGUUUCCUAGCUGAAUGUGAAUCUUUGAAAGACAUAAGGCAUCGUAAUCUUGUGAAACUAUUGACGGCUUGUUCGAGUAUUGAUUUUCAAGGAAACGAAUUCAGAGCUCUCAUCUAUGAGUAUAUGCCUAAUGGAAGCCUGGAUAUUUGGUUGCACCAAGAGGAAGUCGAAGAGAUUAGUAGGCCUUCAAGAACUUUGACACUUCUUGAAAGGCUUAACAUAGUGAUAGAUGUGGCUUCUGUUUUGGACUAUCUUCAUUUUAACUGCCAUGAACCUAUAGCUCAUUGUGAUCUUAAGCCAAGCAACGUACUUCUAGAUGAUGAUCUAACUGCCCAUCUUAGCGACUUUGGUCUUGCUCGACUCCUCCUUAAAUUCGACCAGGAGUCUUUCCUCAAUCAACUCAGCUCUGCUGGUGUCAGAGGAACCAUUGGCUAUGCCCCACCAGAAUAUGGAAUGGGAGGACAACCAUCAAUACAAGGUGAUGUGUAUAGCUUUGGGGUUCUCAUUUUGGAAAUGUUCACUGGGAAAAGACCAACCAAUGAGUUAUUUGGAGGAAACUUUACCCUACACAGCUACACCAAGUCUGCAUUGCCUGAGCGAGUAUUGGACAUUGUAGACAAAUCUAUUCUCCACAGUGAGUUCAUUGUCGGUUUCCCUCUUGCUGAGUGCUUGACACUGGUUUUGGAUGUGGGACUUAGGUGCUCUGAAGAAUCUCCUAUGAACCGGUUGGAAAUGAGUGAAGUUGUAAGAGAAUUAAACUUAAUCAAGGAGAGUUUUUUCCGAACCAGAAGGACAGCUAGACGUUGAGUGUUUAUGCAUAUUCCUAUAAACUCUGAAACCUUUGAACUAAAGGCUCAGUCUGAAGCCUAUAUCAUAUAGUCUUAAUAAUUAAUAAUGUGUGGUAUUGAUUUUCUGUAUGUAUACGUACCUAUGUUUGCAGAAUAUUGUCGAAGAAUGCUUAAUUUAU